AUGUCGAACAAUGCGGUCUAUGCUGUACCGCAGGUGAAAACCACCAAAACGUCUUCCAAGACAACCUUCCACUUCACCGCAGGCCUCUUCUCGGGCCUUACCUCUUCCAUCCUUCUUCAACCCGCUGAUCUUCUCAAAACCCGUGUACAACAAUCUCAGAACGCCUCCCUCCUUCCAACUGUCAAGGCCAUCCUUUCCUCCCCAAAUCCAAUCCGCAAUCUAUGGCGUGGUACACUCCCCUCUGCCCUUCGCACGGGCUUCGGCUCAGCGCUGUAUUUCACGAGCUUAAACGCCCUUCGAACGGGUCUCGUUCAAACAAACGGCAUUGCUCCCGUCACCAAUAGCUCCUCCGCACUCCCCAAACUGUCCAACACCGCCAAUCUAGCUACCGGGGCUGCCGCGCGGGUUGCUGCCGGCUUCGUCAUGAUGCCAGUGACUGUGAUAAAAGUUCGCUACGAAUCAGACUACUACGCCUAUCGGAGUCUCUUCGGCGCGGGGCGGGAUAUAGUGCGGACAGAGGGAUUCCGGGGCCUGUUCUCCGGAUUUGGAGCUACAGCGGCGCGUGAUGCGCCGUAUGCUGGACUAUACGUUUUGUUUUACGAGCAGUUGAAACGGCGGCUAGCAGGAUUAUCAAGCUCAUCGUCUGAUCAGCAGCCACUGAAGUCGUCCUCAAUUAAUUUCGUCUCUGGGGGAUUGGCGGCCGGGCUGGCCACUACCAUUACAAAUCCGUUUGAUGCGGUCAAGACCCGAUUGCAGUUGAUGCCGGGGCGGUAUGGAAACAUGAUGCGGGCCGUGAGGUUGAUGGUGCAGGAAGAUGGAGUAAGGAGUCUAUUUGGGGGGUUGGGGUUGCGGAUUACGAGGAAAGCGCUUAGUUCUGCGCUUGCGUGGACGGUUUACGAGGAGUUGAUCCUGAGGGCCGAAGUCCAGUGGGGAUCGAAGGGAGAAUAG
This is a messenger RNA of Aspergillus niger, 948 nucleotides long. RefSeq lists its product as uncharacterized. Gene Ontology annotation, molecular function: glycine transmembrane transporter activity. NCBI's taxonomy places the organism in Eukaryota, Fungi, Ascomycota, Eurotiomycetes, Eurotiales, Aspergillaceae. Bases 1 to 948 code for a protein of 315 amino acids. The record is from RefSeq and is a predicted model, not a curated record. Gene Ontology annotation, cellular component: mitochondrial inner membrane; mitochondrion. The transcript has 2 exons. Gene Ontology annotation, biological process: glycine import into mitochondrion.